Xenopus laevis (African clawed frog) is the source of this 2312-nucleotide messenger RNA. RefSeq names its product heparan sulfate 6-O-sulfotransferase 1 S homeolog (gene hs6st1.S). The record is from RefSeq and is a predicted model, not a curated record. Gene Ontology annotation, cellular component: membrane. Bases 357 to 1571 code for a protein of 404 amino acids. The transcript is spliced from 2 exons. Gene Ontology annotation, molecular function: sulfotransferase activity; heparan sulfate 6-sulfotransferase activity. NCBI's taxonomy places the organism in Eukaryota, Metazoa, Chordata, Amphibia, Anura, Pipidae.
GAGGAGAGGGGAGGGACAGAGGAGAAGGGAGGGACAGAGGGGCGAGCUACCAGGGUAGGCGAGAGCUGCAGACUGGAGCGAAUCCGAACUAGGGGUAGGCAGAAGAAUCUUGAAGAGGCACCCACAUGGUUGCGCCCUAGACAGGUGCCUCUUCUGCCUACCCCUAGUUCCCCUGCCUGAUGGUAUCCCCCGUGCCAGCUGCGUGAGAGACUCUAUAGUCUGUGCUGAGCCGGGAGUGAAGAGCUGAGAUCGGCCGCGUGUGCGGGGGGAAUCAUUUAGAUGCGGCACAUGAUAUUGGUUGAUCCCAGGAAGCCGAGGAAGGACUGUUCCCUGCAAACCCUGGGAGAUGGUGACAUAUGAGGUGGGUUGGCAGGACCAUGGUUGAGAGGAGCAGCAAGUUUCUGCUGAUCGUGGUGGGGUCGGUGUUCUUCAUGCUGAUCUUGUACCAGUAUGUGGGGCCAGGGAUGAACCUCGGAUCUCCCAGCAGAUAUUACCAGGAGGACGCCGACCUCUUCCCGACCCCUGACCCUCACUAUAUCAAGAAGUUCUUCUUCCCAGUCCGGGAUCUGGAGCGCUCCCUCACCUUCGAUAUGAAAGGGGACGAUGUCAUUGUGUUUCUGCACAUCCAGAAGACCGGGGGCACCACUUUCGGGAGACACUUGGUGCAGAACGUCAGACUGGAGCUUCCUUGCGACUGUCGCCCCGGCCAGAAGAAGUGUACCUGCUACAGACCCAACCGAAAGGAGACUUGGUUGUUCUCCCGAUUCUCCACUGGUUGGAGCUGUGGCCUCCACGCCGACUGGACCGAGCUCACCAGCUGUGUGCCGGGGGUACUGGGCAACAAGGAGAUCAACAUCAAAAGGAAAUUUUAUUACAUCACUUUGCUGAGAGAUCCAGUUUCUCGAUACCUCAGUGAAUGGAGACAUGUACAGAGAGGGGCCACCUGGAAGACUUCUCUCCAUAUGUGUGACGGAAGAACGCCUACUCCUGAAGAGCUGCCAUCUUGCUAUGAAGGCACAGACUGGUCAGGGUGCACCUUACAGGAGUUUAUGGAGUGUCCCUACAAUUUGGCCAACAAUCGUCAAGUCCGGAUGCUGGCGGACCUCAGCCUUGUAGGAUGCUAUAAUAUGUCUUUUUUACAAGACAGCAAGCGAGCUCAGGUUCUUUUGGAAAGCGCCAAGAAGAACUUAAAAGACAUGGCAUUUUUUGGGCUCACAGAGUUCCAGAGAAAGACUCAGUAUCUCUUUGAGAGGACUUUCAACCUUAAGUUCAUCAGGCCGUUCAUGCAGUACAACAACACACGGGCUGGUGGAGUUGACUUGGACAAUGACACAAUCCAAAGGAUUGAGGAACUCAAUGACUUGGACAUGCAACUCUAUGACUAUGCAAAGGAUCUCUUCCAACAGCGCUACCAGUUCAAAAGACAAAUGGAAAGGAUAGAGCAACGGAAGAAGAACAGGGAGGAGCGACUUCACCACCGCUCCAACGAGGCAUUUUCCAAGGAAGAAUCCGAGGACCAAGUACGCUGGCCCACAGAAGAUUACAUGAGCCAUAUUAUAGAGAAGUGGUAGAUCAGAAUGGACUUUUAUACUACUAGGGUUCACAUUUGUUAAUUCUGUAUUGUAUAAAAUCAUGACCGUUCAAACGAGAAGACUUUUUAUUUAAUAUCUGUAGCACAGAGUUUAAUAUGUCUGCUGUGGUUCAUACUCUUAUGGAACGGAAAUCACCUAUUUAAUGUAGCAAAAAAGGGAUUAUGCAGAGUUGUCAAUGCAAUAACGUAGAUACCCAGAGCAUUGCUAACUGUCUUUCGCUAUUUCACCCUGAACGCUGAUGGUCAACAAAUAACAGCGAUACGUUUAAUGGAUUUAGUUAAGUUCAUCUCCAAGUUUGUUUCAGGUACAGGUAUCUUUUAUAACACUGUUUUUUUCCAGAAUGGAUGGCUUGCCCCUACAGUCUUUUUUUAUUAUAUGCAAUUAGAUUUUCUUUAGAGUGGACCAAAAUUUCAUCUUUGUGCAAACAAUAAUGGUGGUAUUUCUUCCAAUUUAAUAAGUCAUCCUAGCAGAGCUAUACCUGUCUUUUUUUUUUUGUUUCCUCUUAGGGUUUGGCCACAUGGGCAGAUUCGGGGAGAUUAGUCGCCAGGCAACAAAUCUCUUCUUCUUCACAGCGACUAAUCUUCCAAAUCUUCUGCUGGCUAAAAUGUAAAUCGCCUGGGGGCAGGCACACGGAACGCUUAGUUUUCCGAAGUUGCCCCCAGUAUCCUCAUGAGGCAAUUACGGACGACUUUGGAAAACGAAGCGCUCCGGUGCCUGCCC